UCACUGACUGACGACUGCACCUAUAGAUAUAGGUGUGGUGUGUACUAUACUAUACUGUAUAGCCUGUUGUAGAGCCUGUAUUGUAGUAGACGUUUUAGGCGGUUGACACACCGUCCGUUUUCAGCUCGCUCAUGUAUGUUCAUACAUUUAUCGCGUGAUUCAAGUGCACUCACAAAAUGUUCGUUUUCUGUGAUAUUUCCGGUGUAAGAAUCUCCAUUCUCACAUUUUUAUUGGUAUCCGUGUGGUGUAGCAGUGCAAAUGGCGGUGCAUUAUCACUUACACAAAAGAAUAUUGAUAUGACAUUAGCCUCAAAUGAAUUAGUGUUCAUAAAUUUUUAUGCGGAAUGGUGUCACUUUAGCAAACUUUUAGCUCCUAUUUUCGACGAAGUCGCAGAUAAAGUAAAAGAAGCAUUUCCUGAAGAAGGAAGGGUAGUUAUAGGCAAAGUGGACUGCGACGACGAGUCAUCUGUAGCGUCUAGGUUUCAUAUCACUAAGUAUCCUACCUUAAAAGUAAUAAGAAAUGGCCAACCAACGAAGAGAGAGUACAGAGGUCAACGUUCCACAGAGGCAUUUGUUGAGUUUGUAAAGAAGCAGUUGGAGGAUCCUAUCAAGGAGUUCCAUGAUCUGCAAGAGUUGACUAAGCUGGAUUUGAAAAAGAGAAUGAUCAUUGGUUACUUCGAUAGGAAAGACAUUCCCGAAUAUCAAAUGUUCAGACGAGUAGCCACGAAUUUGAAGGACGAUUGUCAGUUCCACGUCGGCUUUGGCAAUUGCUCCAAUGAAAACUGUGAUUUUGGACCACUUAUUCCCUCUUUGGACGCAAGCAAAGCUAUGCAUCCACCCGGCACACAAAUAAUUGUCUUCCGAUCGGAUAAAGCCCUUUCCAACGAUGAUGACGAAAUUUACAAAGGUAGUUUGCAAAAUUUCGACGAACUCAACAUUUGGACUCAAGAGAAAUGCGUGCCACUCGUGAGAGAAAUUACUUUCGAAAACGCGGAGGAACUCACUGAAGAGGGAUUGCCUUUCCUUAUUCUUUUCCACGCACCCGAUGAUCUUGAGAGCAUGAAACAGUACAAGGAUGUAAUAUCAAGCACUCUGCUCGAUGAGAAGCAGAACGUCAACUUCCUCGUGGCGGACGGUCUAAAGUUUGCACAUCCGCUCCAUCAUUUAGGAAAAUCCCCCUCUGAUUUGCCCCUAAUCGCAAUCGACAGCUUCAGACACAUGUACCUGUUUCCGAGCUUCCAGGACAUUUUUGUGCCCGGCAAGCUCAAGUCCUUCCUGCAGGAUUUGUACUCAGGAAAGCUGCACCGAGAAUUCCACUAUGGUCCGGAUACCAAUAGUGAAGACUCCCAGCAAGCGAUUGGCCAGGGGAAAGUGCAGACAACACCGCCCGAAUCGACUUUCAAAAAGCUUGCGCCCAGCAAAAACAGAUACACUUUGCUCCGCGAUGAACUGUAAGACAUGUUCUACAAGUUAAUUUUUAACGAGCAGAAAACCGGAAAUCUGAACGAUAAUUACCUUUUGUUUUAUUAAGGUCUGUUGUCAAGCACAAGUUUAUUAAAUUUCGUUUCGCUAUCGCAGAAUUUUGGGUGUAAUUAAAUCAUAUCUAUUGUAGUAACUUGAUUGGAACGAAAUUUCUUGAACUCACUGACUCUAAUAAAAUAGAAUGCAACUUUCGAUUUCUUGGUUUUGAUGACACUGCGUUUUCCAAUGCUGAUGUGGACACGAAUGGUUAUAAUUUUGAUCUGAUUGUGAGAAAGCCAGUGGGAAACUGUGAGUCCUUUUGUGGAUACACAAAUGAAUCGCAACCAGUGCACAAGAGGGCCGCACAGUUCCAUUAAAUAGUGUUAAUAUUUGCAUCGUUCGUGACACAAAGUGUAUAAAGGUAUAAAUUAUUAAUUGUAAAAAAUUAGCCUGUCCCAGUGCCUCGUUUUAGAGCCGAUUGACUAAGGCAAAUGAAUCCGAACGUGAAUUUCCGUAACUUUUUAUUUGGAUUUUAAUUUCCUCUGUAGCUUACACUUGUAAUAAAACCCAAUUUAUCGAAUGAAACUAUUCAGUUGUGAAGCAAUACAAAUUGAAGUAAAAUAGUCAUAUUGAAUGCAAACUUAUGUCCGGAAAAAAGAGAUACAAGGUUAAGAGUAAUAUUAUUGUUAUCGAUUAUUUUAAUAUUGUUUACGGUACUUUACUCCGCUGAUUUUUUUCUACAAGUUUAGAAAUUGCUGUUAUACACUUCAAAGGAAGUUGAACACUUUCCUUUAAUCACACUUUGUUGAAAUUUUCAUUCUUGUUUUUGAUUUAGAGUUGAUUUAGAGUUGAAAUAAUUGAGUUUCUGAGAUUAUUCUUCCUAAUGAAUUGAAUUUCAAUAUUUAUUAAACUUUUAAAAGAGUAGGUUUUUCGAUUGCGUACAACGGCACAAGAUAAUGAGACUCAACUUCUUGUAUUUUGUGAAUACUACUGUUGGGGGAGUUUUACAUUAGGAUGGGUGGACAAAAAAAUAAUGUUAGAAAUCGCAAACACUACUGUGCCUAAAAGUAGUGCAUUGGGACCCGCAUCAAGUGUACUGAACGUCGAAUUGGUCGUCUUGAGUGUAGGCAAUAAGAGCGAGACAAAUAGAGCUUAAAAAAUUAUUAUCUACGGAUUCUUAAAGUUUUUUUGAAUUUCAAUUUUAUUUUAGUAUUUGGAGGUGUCUACAGUCUUCCCAAUUUUCGUCUAAUUUUAGAGUACUAUUCUGUGCGAGAUAAUUAUUUUUUAGCACACCCUUGUAAUAAAUAAAAGUUAGAAAAUAAUUAUCUUAUGCAGAUUCCACAUUUAUUGCACUUCAUGGGGGCUUCAAUUCACUACUUUCUAACAUUUCCAAAAUUAUUUUUUUCGAUCCACCCUACAUAUUUUACAUGCAGUACGGUUUUGAAAAUUUAUCCACCCUAGGAGGACGACAGUGUAUUGCGUGUGUGUGCAUUUUUGAGUGACUGGGUUUGGGUAACUGCUUCCUUCUCAGGGAUGUGUUUUUUUUAAAGACCAUUUCAUUGGUUUAGAACUAGAAUCGACGGUAUGACUUUAAUCAGGCUAUCGAUAUACUAGGAAACAUGUAAACUAAUGUAUGUGUGGACGAUGGUAUUAUUUUUAUGUUAAUAAACACUUUCUAAGUCAAUGAUUCAUA
This is a messenger RNA of Belonocnema kinseyi, 3153 nucleotides long. RefSeq names its product endoplasmic reticulum resident protein 44 (gene ERp44). The record is from RefSeq and is a predicted model, not a curated record. The coding region runs from base 177 to 1454 and encodes 425 amino acids. NCBI's taxonomy places the organism in Eukaryota, Metazoa, Arthropoda, Insecta, Hymenoptera, Cynipidae. The transcript has 7 exons.